This is a messenger RNA of Vespa mandarinia (Asian giant hornet), 3098 nucleotides long. RefSeq names its product tyrosine-protein kinase Fer (gene FER). Gene Ontology annotation, biological process: peptidyl-tyrosine phosphorylation. The record is from RefSeq and is a predicted model, not a curated record. NCBI's taxonomy places the organism in Eukaryota, Metazoa, Arthropoda, Insecta, Hymenoptera, Vespidae. Gene Ontology annotation, molecular function: non-membrane spanning protein tyrosine kinase activity; ATP binding.
AGAAAAUCUAGACAAUGCCAAAUAUCUAUUAUUGCGAAUAUCCCACGGCGGUAUUCCGCCCGUAAAAGUUAAUUUUUAUAAUUUCGGGUCUGUAUAAAUAUAAAUGUUGAUCUCAACCAUGUACGAGUAUGAAAAUAUAAUUAAAUCGAGUUGAGUAAUAAACGAGUAAUUUGAAAUGUUCUACAUAUUGAAUUUCUUGAUUAAAAUUCAUUCGUUUUACUUCUGUGUCGUCAAUGUCAAGACAACAGAUUGAAGUGGAGAUGAAUUAUCAUUAAGAAUACGGUAUUUUAAAAAUUGCGGUCGAUAUAUAUGUAUGGUUUGGUUAUCGAACAAGGAAAUGGGCUUUUCAACGAGCCUGCAAGGGCAGGCAUCGCACGAAGCUUUACUUGGACGACAGGAUGCAGAAAUCAAGCUUUUGGAAACAAUGCGGCGAUGCUUGACAACGAAAGUUAAAUCUGAUCGUGAAUAUGCUGCAACUAUUUCUUCUUUAACUCUACAAGGUAAAAAAAUAGAGCGAAGCGAAGAUCUUGUAGGCAGUUUGAUUGCUCAGAGUUGGAAAGAUAUUAUGGAUUCAAUAGAUCAAACAGCUAAAUUAAUUAAACAGCAAGCAGAUUCUAUUGAAAGUAUUGUUAUAGAACGCAUUAGCGUUUUAUAUUCUGAAAGAAGAAGAGCUAGAAAAGUUUACCAAGAAGAACAAGCCUGGUUGAUUAAUCAAUUUCAACAACUGACAGAUGAUGUAGUCAGAAAAAAGAUGGAAUAUCAAAAAAAUUUGGAGGUCUAUAAAUUGAUGAGAUCUAGAUUUGAAGAACAUUAUAUAAAAUCUGGCCGUGGAGGUAGAAAGUUAGAUGAAGUAAGAGAAAAAUACCAAAAAGCUUGUAGAAAGUUACAUUUAACGCACAAUGAAUAUGUAUUACUUUUGGGUGCUGUAACAGAAUGUGAACACGAUUUAAGAACUUGUUAUUUACCUAGUUUACUUCGUCGACAACAAGCUAUACACCAAGAAUUUAUUACAUCAUGGAAAGGUAUACUUCAUGACAUAGUAAAAUAUUCAGAUUUUACUACAGAUAAAUUUUUAGAAAUACAUGCAAGAAUGCAAAACGCAGUUGAUACAGUAAAACCAAUUGAAGAAUAUAGAGAUUUCAUAGGAAAACAUAAAACUAGAGCAGUAUCACCAAUAAGAUUCACGUUUGACGAGAACCUUGUGGAUGAUACUUCAGGAAAAUUACUACCCAACAAAUUAACUGUGGAUAAUUUAACCAUUGAUUGGUUAAGAAGUAGACUUACAGAACUGGAAACUUCUCUUAAAGCAACACAACAGAAUCGCCAGAAUCCACAAUUUUCUCCUGAAAAUAAUAGUGAUUCUAAGAUUUCUGCCUUAGACUAUUCUAAUGAAAGGGAAGAAUUGAGACUACGUUGUCAAGAAAAGAAAUUACAAAAACAGGUUGAUGUUAUUAGAGCUGCUCUUAAUGAAUUGGGAUGUGAGGAAUUGCCUUCAGGAUGUGAUCUCUCUAUGGAAGGCUCAUACACCGAUCCUCCAACAAUAAAUAAGAAAAGCACAGUUGCAGAUAAUGGUUUGUUUACACUAAGAAGAAAUCAACGCUUUCUGACGAUAAUAAAGUCACCUUUCAAGUCUUUGCCAUCAAUAAGUGAUUCGAAAAAUGGAUUAAUUAGGGCCAGUAGUGAAGGUGUUACAACAAAAGCAGACAGUGUUCCCCCAGUUGUACCAUUGCGUUAUGUCUCGCAUUUGACCAAUAAUCAGAAAGGAAACGGAAAUGGAGAUUUAAUGGAAGAAGAAUGGUUUCAUGGUGUUCUACCAAGAGAAGAAGUAGUAAGAUUACUUGUUAAUGAAGGAGAUUUUUUAGUGCGUGAAACAACAAGAAAUGACGAAUGUCAAAUAGUUUUAUCCGUUUGUUGGGAUGGUCACAAACAUUUCAUUGUACAAACUACGCAGGAAGGACAUUAUAGAUUUGAGGGUCCAACAUUCCCAUCAAUACAAGAAUUAAUUAGGCAUCAAUGGAAGUCUGGUCUGCCUGUGACUAGUCGUUCUGGGGCUAUUCUUAAAACACCAAUAUUACGUGAACGAUGGGAACUCAAUAAUGAUGAUGUAAUUCUUCUUGAAAAAAUAGGUCGAGGUAAUUUUGGAGAUGUAUACAAGGCACAGCUUAAAACAUGCAAGACUGAAGUAGCUGUAAAAACUUGUAAAGUAACAUUACCUGAUGAACAGAAAAGAAAGUUUUUGCAGGAAGGUAGAAUUUUGAAACAGUAUGAUCAUCCAAAUAUAGUAAAACUUAUUGGUAUUUGUGUUCAAAAACAACCAAUUAUGAUAGUAAUGGAAUUGGUUCCAGGUGGUUCAUUGUUAACAUAUUUACGAAAAAAUGCUAGUUCAAUUACUCAACGAGAACAAUUACGAAUGUGUAAGGAUGCAGCUGCAGGUAUGCGUUAUUUAGAAUCGAAGUAUUGCAUACAUAGGGACUUAGCAGCUCGAAAUUGUCUCGUAGGUUACGAGUCAAUAGUAAAAAUUUCAGAUUUUGGAAUGUCAAGAGAAGAAGAAGAAUAUAUUGUAUCAGAUGGAAUGAAACAAAUUCCUAUUAAAUGGACUGCACCAGAGGCUCUUAAUUUUGGUAAAUACACUUCCCUUUGUGAUGUUUGGAGUUAUGGUGUUCUUAUGUGGGAGAUAUUUUCUAAAGGUGGGAAUCCAUAUAGUGGUAUGUCAAAUUCUCAGGCACGUGAAAAAAUAGAUGCAGGAUAUCGCAUGCCAGCACCAGAAAAUACUCCGGAUGAAAUAUAUCGAUUAAUGUUACGUUGCUGGGAAUAUGAACCAGAAAAACGACCACAUUUUGAUCAGAUAUAUACAGUUGUUGAAACAUUAUCACAAGCUUAUUUAUAAAUAAUAAUCAGUAGCACAUAUACACAUAUUUUUUUGAUAUUUACAGAAAAAUAGUUAAAACAGAAAAAUUCUUGUAAUAUCUAAAAACAAUUGUAAAUUUUUAUCUGUCGUAUUUUUUUAGUAUCAACACAUCAGAAGUAACCUAUUUAUCAGGAGUAAAAUAUUUGAGAAAUUAAUAUUUAAUCUAUAAUAUUUUUUAUUUGUACAUUUU